Molecule: messenger RNA, 3238 nt
Organism: Verruconis gallopava
Lineage: Eukaryota; Fungi; Ascomycota; Dothideomycetes; Venturiales; Sympoventuriaceae
Exons: 2
Coding region: 632-2848 (738 amino acids)
Biological process (GO): DNA-templated transcription
Cellular component (GO): nucleus
Molecular function (GO): DNA-binding transcription factor activity, RNA polymerase II-specific; DNA binding; zinc ion binding
Source: RefSeq, a predicted model, not a curated record
CUGGUGUGUGACAUUCGCAGAGACGUCCUUUCACCACCAUGACUGCUGUUUGCUUCUCAUAUUAACAACCUGCUCGUCUUUGUUCCCAUCGUCUGCGGCCCUUUCCUCGCAAACCUGUCUGUAUGCUUGCCAGCCCGACUCCGCCGACCUUCAAUGACCCCAAAGGCUAUCAAUUAUCUCAUCCUCUUGCAAGCCCUCGCGGCUUGUUUAAAUGGCCCUUAGCCUGCUCUAUCCUCAUUGAUCUUGCAUAAAUCGCUCUGUCAACGGCUUCCGUUUGCUUCUGCAGUUCCCCUUCGGUCCGCGCGUGGUUCUUACUCGAAUCCAUCUUCUCACGAGCGGGCUCCGAUAAGCCAAGUACUUUAUCAGAGCCUUGCUCGCCCUCCACCAAUCCUGUCACUGCGCUGUCGUGUGACUUGUUGAGGUUACUGUCAGCCUUGACAAGUUUCAUGCCGGCUUUGCAACCACGUAUCUCCGGCCUUCGUUCACUGGCUUGAUAACUCAUCCAUCGACGCCUGCAGUAGCAGGAGGCUAGCCCUGCCGAUCGCAAGGACCGUUAUCUGGAACUCUUGCUGCCCACGCUGGUGACCUCAAUCAAGGAGUCCGCCCGCGUACCAACAGAAUUUAGACAGCCAUGGCGGUAGCCAUACAACCGGCUAUGCCAGCACAUCCCACAACAGACAGUCCAGUGUCAAUUGCCGCAGCCCGACCGCAGCCCAAACGCCGCAUGUCUGGGAAGGAAAAUCUACCCCAAGGAAAGUCUACUUCAGCAUCUGGAGUCUCCAACGUCAGAGCCAGGAGGGAGAGACCCUGCGACGCGUGCAGAAGGAGAAAGUCUCGCUGCGUCAUCCACGAAGGGGCGGUGUUGUGUGUGCUGUGUGAGUUUCACAAGCAAGAGUGCACAUUUGUGCAAGACCCUCAGCCUCGAAAGCGCAAGGUCACGGGGGACGCCGACAAACAGAAGGAGGGAGGUAGUCCCAAGAAAAGAUCCGUCGAUCCAACAACCAUAGUGACGCCAAAGCUGCCCCCCCAAAAGACGCCGAACUCUCGGCCUAUCUUUUGCAAUCCAAUUCAAGGACCGCCUGCCCACGUGGAGAGUCAUGUCCUGGGCGAGACGUUGGGUCUUCAGCGCAGCAGACAUUCACGAUAUAUUGGCCUAACCUCACCCUUUGACCCUGUCUUGGUCGGGCUGUCGCAAUUCGACUCGCGCGGGGAAAGUAUCCUCAACGUAGGGACGCUCCGCAAAGUCAACGAUCAAGAGACUUUCAUUAUGGUCUCAGACGAAGAGACUGGCGAAUACGGGACUGACAGCGAGGCUGUAGCAGAGAUUACCCGAAUAGUUUCGCCUCAUGGGCAGGCCUUGAUUGAUUUGUACUUCCGCAUCGUACACCCCUCUUUUCCUAUUGUACAGAAGCAUGUCUUCCUCGAGAGAUACAGAACCAGUCUGCCAAACGUCUCACCACCGCUGCUGGCUGGCAUCUACAUCUUAGCCCUUAAUUGGUGGUCACAUGAUCCGAGCCUUGCAAACAAACCUCGACCUGACAUCCACCAGCUAGAGUCCAUAGCAUCACGAACCCUCGCUGCCGCCAUGCAGCGGCCGAAGCUGUCAACGGUGCAAGCCGGUCUGCUCUUGCUCCAACGACCAGAGGCUGAUUCUUGGAGUCUUACCACGCAGCUUGUCGCGAUUGGCCAGGAACUUGGGCUCCAUCUAGACUCGUCUGCUUGGUCGAUACCCUUGUGGGAACGCGGGAUCAGAAAGCGCAUCGCCUGGGCUCUAUAUAUGCAGGACAAAUGGAGUUCGUUGAUACACGGCCGGCCGUCGCACAUUUUCAGUGCCAACUGGGCCGUCAAAGAGAUGAACGAAGCAGACGUCACGGAGGACGCACAAGUCAACCCAAGUUUCGUGAAUGAAAGCGACGAGGAGAAGAAAGACAUAGAGCAGGGCUUGCUUCUUUUCACCCAGAUGAUAUCCCUAACAGCCAUCAUGGCAGAGAUCAUGGACACUUUUUACACCCAAGCCGCUAUACAAGACUUCGCGAACGCAGGAAAGAACUCGACCAGACUGAUCCUCGAACGAGCCAAGCCUGUGCAGAUCAAGCUCAAAGACUGGUUUGCAAAACUGCCGGCGAAUCUGCGUAUGGACAACGUCAAGCCGAAGAAGCUGUCGUCCACGGGCUUUCUGCAUCUCGCAUACUUUGCCACCGAAAUUACACUGCACCGUCGCAUAGUUCAGUCUCUCAGCGAGUCCACGUCCGACCCGUAUCUCUCGUACAUCUGCCGCUCGGCCGCGAAAACACGACUGAUCUCCGCCAUGGACUUUGUCAACAGACUUCGGCCCGAGCAUCUCCAGGCGUUCUGGUACUUCCCGUCCAAGAUCAACUUCACCCUGAUCGGCACAUUCGGCGGUCUGCUGUGGGCGACAGCGCCGGCGAAGGAGGAGGCCGAGUUCUACCGCAUGCGCCUUCGCGAGUACAGGUGGACGCUGAGCGUGAGCAGCGAGCGGGCGGAAUUCUUGGAGUACGCGGUGCAGAUGCUGGACACGUCGCGGUCGAUGUUGAAGAACCUGGCGGAGAAGCCCGCCCUCGCGCAGACCCAAGUCAGCAGCGCUGGCGUCCCCGAUCGAACCGCUGUCGCACGGUCCAGUCCGUCCGGCUCGACAUCGACCCAGCGAGGCCCCAACGAGAUGAAGGACGACGAGAUGGGAGAAGCACCGCCCGCUUCGAGCUUGUCGCGCGUGACCAGCGCGAGCGCGUUCAGCGGCUUCUCCAACGAUGCCAUGGAGAUCUCCACCAACGAGGGCAGUGUAGGUGGCAGACGGACUCCGAACACACCGCCGUCAAGCGUGGGUUGAGGAAGCACCGGGACAUGCUGGCAAUUUGCCAAAAAAAAAACCAAGGAUUUAGCGAGCUCCUAUUUUUUGUACCUUUUUCUUUCCGUCUUUCAUCAAACAGAACUUCAUCUCAUAUUUUUUUUUCCCUCUAUUGAUGAUACUGGCGCAUAAUACAUUCGGGUUAUGAUGGGUGCGCUCAGCUGUAAUAGACAUGAUACCAUUGUCUCUAUUGGAGGAUACGAAGGACACGACCCUAGAGAAUUUUGGAGGAGGGGAGGUGGGGUAGACAGUAUCUUGUGCAGCGCGACAUGAGCGUGCACAACAUCGCUGUAAUGAGUACGAACCACGCACAUAGAACUUGGGACAAUGCGACACGUCUUGUCUGCGCACCAAAAUAGAUUUGCAUCUUAC